Molecule: messenger RNA, 4064 nt
Organism: Striga asiatica
Lineage: Eukaryota; Viridiplantae; Streptophyta; Magnoliopsida; Lamiales; Orobanchaceae
Source: the annotation of a GenBank genome assembly
CAAGAUUUUGAUUUUAUCGACUCAAACACUAGACAAAACACUGUGAAAGUCCUCCUUUCCCCACCACCUUCUACCCAGUGGCCAGUACUCUUUCCUCUUGCACACCGAACUCCCAAAUUCUAAUAUAACGUCUGCAUAUAAAAGCUUAAAUUAAAUCAAGUUUACUCGCCAUCUAGGGCUGACUUCAAGCAUAAAUCGCGUCACAUGACUGUGAUGGCACCACCUGCUCCGAAUGAGCAAGAGGAUGAGGACAUGCUGGUCCCGCGAUCGGAUUUGGUGGAAGGGCCUCAAACCGCAGAAGAAGCAGCAGAAAGUACUGCAGAAAACCAGCCAGCAGAGGAUCCUUGUACGACCAAGUUCUAUUGGAAAAUUGAGAAAUUUUCUAGACUGAACAUGAAGAAGCUCUACUCUGAAAUAUUUGAACUCUGUGAAUAUAAAUGGCGUAUUCUUAUAUUUCCAAAGGGGAAUAACGUUGAGCAUCUAUCCAUGUAUUUGGAUGUGGCUGAUUCAGCGUCUUUACCUAAUGGAUGGAGUAGAUAUGCCCACUUUAGUUUGGCUGUUGUUAAUCAAGUUCAUGUCAAGUAUUCAGUCAGAAAAGGUGGAGACACUGUUCUCAAUGCCUAUGCAGAUGAUUGUGCUGAUGUGAAAUACAGAUUCGAAGGUUUUCUUGUCAAUGACACCUGCAUAAUUGAAGCUGAGGUUGCAAUCUCUAGAGCUAUGGAUCCAUGGCUAUACAAUUCAAAGAAAGAAACUGGUUUUGUGGGACUAAAAAACCAAGGGGCUACCUGUUAUAUGAAUUCUCUUCUCCAAACGCUAUAUCAUAUUCCUUAUUUCAGGAAGGUUGUAUACCACAUGCCAACCAAUGUCAGUGAUAUGCCAACUGCAAGUAUCCCAUUGGCUCUGCAGAGCUUAUUUUAUAAGCUUCAAUACAGUGACAGCAGUGUUGCAACAAAGGAGUUGACAAAAUCCUUUGGGUGGGAUACAUAUGAUGCUUUUUUGCAACAUGACGUACAAGAACUCAACAGAGUUCUUUGUGAAAAGCUUGAAGAAAAGAUGAAGAGAACUGUUGUGGAAGGCUCCAUACAGCAGUUAUUUGAGGGCCAUCAUAUGAACUAUAUAGAAUGCAUCAACGUGGAUUACAAAUCUAGUAGAAAGGAAUCAUUCUAUGAUCUUCAACUUGAUGUUAAGGGCUGUAAUGACGUCUAUGCCUCAUUUGAUAAGUAUGUCGCAGUUGAACAUCUAGAUGGAGACAACAAAUAUCACGCCGAACAAUAUGGUUUACAGGAUGCUAAGAAAGGUGUCUUGUUUAUUGACUUCCCUCCAGUUCUCCAGCUUCAUUUAAAGCGGUUUGAAUAUGAUUUUUCGCGAGACAUUAUGAUUAAGAUAAAUGACCGCUAUGAGUUUCCGCUUCAACUUGAUCUGGAUAGAGAUAAUGGCAAAUACUUGUCACCAGAAGCUGAUAGACGAGUACGCAACCUUUACACACUUCACAGUGUUUUGGUCCACAGUGGUGGUGUGCAUGGUGGACAUUAUUAUGCUUUUAUAAGGCCCACUCUGUCCAGCCAAUGGUAUAAAUUUGAUGAUGAACGAGUGACCAAAGAGGACAUGAAAAAGUCUAUGGAAGAGCUAUUCGGUGGUGAGGAAGAAGUAGUUGUUGCAAGUUACAACCUUACAUUUGGAUCAUCUCAGCACAUGAUGCAGACAAAUCAGGGAAUCAAUAAUACACCCUUCAAGUUUACAAAGCAUUCAAAUGCUUAUAUGCUGGUGUAUAUACGUGAAAGUGAUAAGGAUAAAAUAAUGUGUCCUGUUGAUGAGAAGGACAUCGCGGAGCAUCUUAGGGAGCGGCUGAAGAAAGAGCAAGAGGAAAAGGAGCAAAAGAGAAAAGAAAAGGCUGAAGCUCAUCUUUAUACUGUUGUAAAGGUUGCAUGUGAUGAAGAUUUUGCUUGGCAAAUUGGUAGGAAUGUCUUUUUUGAUUUAGUGGAUCAUGAUAAAGUGAGGAGCUUUCGUGUCCAGAGGGCAAUGCCAUUUAACAUUUUCAAGGAAGAGGUCGCAAAGGAAUUUGGCAUACCUGUGCAAUUCCAGCGCUUUUGGCUGUGGGCAAAGCGCCAAAACCACACAUGUCGUCCUAACCGGCCAUUGACUCAACUUGAGGAAACAGAAACUGUUGGACAUUUGAGGGAUGCAUUUAAUAAUGUUCAGAAUGCUGACCUGAGGUUAUUCUUAGAAUUGGAGCUUGGACCGGAUUUGCAGCCCAACACUCUCCCUGAUAAGGGUAAAGAUGACAUUCUGUUAUUCUUCAAGCUUUAUGAUCCAGAAAAAGAAGUGCUUAGAUAUGCUGGAAAACAUUUUGUUAAGAGCAUGAGCAAGCCAAUAGAUAUCUUGGCGAAACUAAAUGAGAUGGCAGGCUAUGCUCCUGAUGAAGACAUUGAUCUCUAUGAGGAAAUAAAAUUUGAGCCCCAUGUCAUGUGUGAACUGAUUGACAAGAGAUUUACAUUUAGAUCUAGCCAGCUUGAGGAUGGAGACAUAGUUUGCUUUCAGAAAUCUCUUUCAGCCCAGGCUCGUCAACAACUUCGUUGUCCAGAUGUUCCAUCAUUCUUUGAAUACCGUUAUAAUCUCCAAGUUAUUCAUUUUCGGUCCCUGGAAAAGCCCAAGGAGCAUGAAUUUUCUUUACAACUGUCAAAGCUCGACACAUAUGAUGAAGUUGUCAAAAGAAUAGCUCACCAUCUUGGAAUAGAUGAUCCUUCCAAAAUUCGUCUCACGUCACAUAAUUCAUAUUCACAGCAGCCAAAACCUCACCCCAUAAAGUAUCGAGGGGUAGAUAAUUUGCUAGACAUGUUGCUGCACUACAAUCAGACAUCUGAUAUACUGUACUACGAAAUCUUGGAUAUGCCUCUGCCAGAACUACAAGGUUUAAGAACACUGAAAGUAGCAUUCCGUAAUGCAUCAAAUCAUGAAAUGACAAUUCACAACGUCAGAGUGCCGAAAGAAGGCACUGUCAGUGAUAUACUUGAUGAUAUCAGGUUGAAGGCUGAGCUGUCCCAUCCAGAAACUGAACUUAGGUUACUGGAAGUAUUCAGCCACAGGAUCUACAAGAUAUUUCCAUCCAGUGAAAAGAUAGAAACCAUAAAUGACAACUACUGGACUUUACGAGCGGAAGAGAUACCCGAGGAAGAGCGAAAUCUCGGUGAACAUGAUUGCUUGAUUCAUGUAUAUCAUUUUAUGAAUGAAGAAAAUCAGAACCAAAUGAAAAUUCAAAACUUCGGUGAGCCAUUUUUGUUGGCCAUUCGUGACGAUGAGACUUUAGCUCAUGUAAAGACUCGUGUACAGAAAAAGUUAAAUGUGCCGCAUGAAGAAUUUUCUAAGAUUUACUUCUACUUAUGCCUUAAUCUUUUUGUCCAGUGGAAAUUUGCUUAUGUUUCACAAGGCCGGGCUGAGUAUCUAAAGGAUUCAGACAUACUAUUGAGUCGUUUCCAGAGGAGCGGCAUUUAUGUUGCUUGGGAGCAAUAUCUUGGACUUGAACAUGUAGAUAAUGCUCCAAAAAGGCCUCUUGCUGCUAAUCAGUAUCGUCAGCCAUAUGAGAAGGCUGUGAAGAUAUACAACUAAGAGGGCAGUUGCUGGGGUAUCAGAGGCAGUACUCUUUUCGGGGACUAGAACUGGGAGAACACCUUGGACUUGGAGUAGUAAAAUGACUUAAUAAGAGGUUCUGCAGGCUCUUCUCGUAUGAUAAUUGAUAAAUAUACAAGGAGCUUCCCAAGCCGUCAGUUUGUAAAGUCAGAUCUUCAUUUAUUGAGGAUCCAAUUUACAUUUGAUUUGACAACACAUGGUUGCUUUUCAGCAUUCUCCCCGUUUGAGGCACGCGCUCUCUUGAAGGUGCGAGUUAAAGUUUAUUUUAGCUUUUACAGGUUUGUAGAAGGAAAUUUUGGCUUUGUCUAUACAAUUUAAGCGGGAAGAACCGAUGCGAGUUUUGUAUAGGGAUUUUUGUGAGUUUGUGGUGGAAAAAAAAUGUGCUUUCAUGUAUAGAAGCCUACUAGAAACUUAGGGGGCUAUUUGGAUAUAGUUUCAAC